AUGGAUGAAAAAAAUAACGAUAUAAAUGAUGAAACUGAAUGUAUAAAGGAGACAAAUGCGAAAGUGGAGCAUGUGGAGGAAAAGGAAGAUGAAUCUACCAACGAUUUGCCUUUAGAGAAAAAAAGGAAAGAACACGCAAGCAACGAUGAUUUACCAGAGCCAAAGAAAAUGCCCUUGAUCGAGGGUGGGGAGGGAAUUGCAAAAGAGGAAGAAGAAGGCGAAGCAGAAAAUGAGGAGGAGGAAGAUGAAGAAGAAGAAGAAAAUGAGGAGGAGGAAGAUGAAGAAGAAGAAGAAAAUGAGGAAGAGGAAGAUGAAGAUGAAAAUGAGGAUGAAGAAGAUGAAGAUGAAAAUGAGGAAGAUGAAGAUGAAAAUGAGGAUGAAAAUGAGGAUGAAGAAAAUGAGGAUGAAGAAAAUGAGGAGGAAGAAGAUGAAAAUGCGGGAGAUAAAGAGGAAGUAGAGGAUCCAUAUCUACUAAAAGACGCAAAAUAUAUACAAAAGAACAAAUUAUGGAAAACGAAACAAAGGGUCCUAAUCGUAAGAUCGCCAUUAAAAAAAAAAAACUGUCAAUCAUUUGUUGACAAUUUAAAACUAUUAUUACCUCACCAUAAAAUGGAGAGUAAAUGGAGUAAAAAAGGGAAAAAAAUAGAUUUAAGUAAUAUAUGUUAUAGUAGAAAUUGUAAUAAUUUAAUAUUUUUUGAUAUAAAAAGAAAUCGUUAUUGUUUAUGGAUAUGUAAAAAUAUAACUGGUCCAUCAUUAUACUUUGAAAUAUUAGAUUAUAUACCAUUGCACAGUUUUUCAUUCCCAGGAAAUUGUUUAUUAUAUUCUCGUCCACUUUUAAUAUUUAGCAAACAAUUUGAUGAAUUAGAUCAUUUAAAAUUAAUAAAAGAAAUAUUUAUACAUGUAUUUGGAACACCUAAAUAUCACCCACUAAGUAAACCAUUUUAUGAUCAUUGUUAUAAUUUUUAUUAUAUUAAUGAUUUAAUUUAUUUUCGCCACUAUCAAAUUCUACCUACAACAUUAGCUGACUCAAAUAAUAUUAACAAACAAAAACUAGUGGAGAUAGGCCCACAAUUUACAUUACAUAUUAUAAAAAUUUUUGAACAAUUUUUUAAAGGAAAUGUUAUAUAUGAAAAUUUGAAAUAUAAAAAUUGUGAAACACCAAAACAGAAAAAAAUUAAACAAAAUAUAAAAAAAAAAGUUACUAGUAUCAAAAAAAAAAAAUCAUAUGUGAACAGAGUUAAGCUCAUUCGCACCCCAAUAAAAACAGACAUCGAUUUUUAG
Molecule: messenger RNA, 1281 nt
Organism: Plasmodium yoelii
Lineage: Eukaryota; Apicomplexa; Aconoidasida; Haemosporida; Plasmodiidae
Exons: 1
Coding region: 1-1281 (426 amino acids)
Biological process (GO): ribosomal large subunit assembly; rRNA processing
Cellular component (GO): nucleolus
Molecular function (GO): rRNA binding
Source: RefSeq, a predicted model, not a curated record